Lodderomyces parapsilosis is the source of this 966-nucleotide messenger RNA. RefSeq lists its product as uncharacterized. The transcript has a single exon. The coding region runs from base 1 to 966 and encodes 321 amino acids. The record is from RefSeq and is a predicted model, not a curated record. NCBI's taxonomy places the organism in Eukaryota, Fungi, Ascomycota, Pichiomycetes, Serinales, Debaryomycetaceae.
AUGCAAUUGAUUAAAGAUUUGUGUGAUGUACUUACAACGUCCAAUAAACCGAUAAAGAUAAUUGGCAUUGUUCCACAGUCUGGAGAAGAGGACUUUAUCAUCCACGAGGAAGGGGAUACCUUAGAGAUAGGACUAACUAAACAAAUAUACUUUCGAAUAUUCAAGGAGUCACACGAGGUUUUUCACACUCACCAUGAGGAUCGACUACGUAUAGACAGUCUAUCCCAUUCCAAUAUGGAAGAGUUGUAUUACAUGACUUUGGGAUAUUUGAUCACCACAAAUGAGCAUUCAACAAUUAUUGCCCUUCAUGAAGAGCUCGUUGAAAGGCUAGGAAAUCAUGAGUAUGAUUUGGAAAUCGUAUCAUGCUUUUUGACAUGUCGAAUGAAACGUAUAAAUAAGAGUUCUAUGUUAUGGCACUUCGUAAAGAAAUUGACAAUGAUACGGUUGAGCAAAGAUUACGAUGUGUCGCAGUUUCUUUGUCGUGCACUUGUUAGUUGUGAGUUACAUUUUGCAAACUAUUAUGGAAACAAUUAUCUACAGUGGCUCAUCGUCUUGUGCAAGUCAAAGGAGGUUGAGUUGAACGAGUUCCAAAACAUGUUAAUCGACCUGUGUCGAAAGCACCUCCUGGAUAGCUCUCUUUGGGGGACACUCAAGGUGGCUUUCAACCCCGACAAAGUAUUAAUUGAAUAUGUUACACUGGUCUACUACAAUAGACUUACAGGUGAGUCCUUAUUGAAAAAGUUUCCCAGAGUUGAUUAUAAUGAUACAGUGGUCACCUUGUUUGAGUGGUUGUUGCGUCUGUACUGCCAGUACAAGACGCCAUUUCUCGUGUUGAUUGAGUCGACUAAUUCAUUGACCAUCUUGGAUGAGUUUGGAAAGAUGUUAAAUAAAAGUACAUUGAAGUCCACUACCGAUCUCAAAGACAAGCUUCUCAAACGAAAGCAGCAAAUCUUAUCAACACAAUAA